AGGUGGGAGCUGCAGCUGCAGGUCGAAGGCGACGAAACUUCACUUCACUUCCCUUCUCCGGUCCACUGGAGCGUCUUCAGUGCAACCAGCGAGGACAGCGAGGAGGUCAGGUCAGCUGGCAUCCGAAAAGACGGAGCAGUACCCACGGGUACAGACAAACCCGGACUCUGGCAGCUUCCCCGAGCACAUUUUUUCACGGAAAUGUUUCACCUGAAGUUUUCAUACGCUCGGUGAAAAGUUUGGAGUUGAGGUAGGAAGAAGAACAAGCGAGGGGACGCUUCCAAUGGAGAGAGGCUGAACUAACCCGGACCAGAAACUUCUACAAGGUAUUUACUUUUCUACGUCGCAUUUUAAAUUUUAACAAAAAAAAAAAAGAAAAAAAGUUUGAGCACUGUUUUGGUAUAAAUCCCUCUUCACAAAGCGUUUUCAUAUUUUCUCAAAAUAUAGUGAAUGUAAACUCAUAAAUAAAGUAAAACUUUUAUUAACAUAACACCAGAAGUUUAACAAAAGUGGUACAAAAAGUUUGAGGUGAAGACAAGUUAUUUGAGAAGUCCACCAACUUUCCUGUUAGUGUGAAACAGUAUAUCAAGAUCAAACCUGAAAAUGCUUGAACUUGACUAAAAGCAGGGUUCUCAGGUGUAAUCAGAUAGAGUGAGGUGUUAUUGGAUGGCAUCAGAUCCAGGCUGAGUACAGACAUGUAGGAAAAACUAGGUGUGGGAGAUUUGCUUAGCUCGGCCUUGAGGGCUCCUCAGUACAGGUAAUUUAAGACCUGUAGUGCUUCUCCCAGCUAUGGGGCUGUUCACAAUGAACACUAUUGUGUUGUCACUGUCCCUGCAGCUAAUGACUGCUUGACAGCAUGGGCGCUGUGCUUAAUCCAUGCGUGUGCAGUCCAUCAUGCUCCUCUAUAGAUCAUCUGUUUGCUGAUUAACCUGGUGCAGAUAACAGGACCACCUCAGGACCUCUUAGUAGGGAGGGUGUCCCCCUCUCUCUGUUUGUCUGCCAGGACUUUGGACUGGGAGCCAGCUGGAAAAUCCAAACUUUUCAGGGUCAAUGUCCACUGUGUUUUUCAGCUUGAUACCUUAGAUUUUACCUCUAGUACCCUUUGCUAGGUGAGGCCGAGACAGAGCCAUUUGUUUAGAAAGGGUGUGUCACAUACUGGUGCUCCUUCCUCGCCAGCGUGCCAGGGCUUGUACCCAUGGAGAUUACAGGUGUGUUAUGUAAGCAAGAGAGGUACAGCAGCGUCUGAUGGAUACCUGAGAGGUCCAGGAGAAGAUCAGAGAAGAGACAGGAUGAUAACACAAGGGCAAAGAGAAAGAUGAGGAAGAAGUCUGGAUAAGGAAAAAAAUAUUGGAAUCACAGUCAAGUAGGAUCGUGUGUUUGAGCCGUCAGUGAUGAGGAUGCAGUUUAGUGAAGGAGAGAGGAAAAUUGCAGGUGAAGAAUGGAGGAAAGGAGGGACAAAAGGUGAUGGAAGAGACAAAGACAGAUAAUUGUGAUCAUUAUGAUCAGUCGAGAGAGAAAGAGAGAGCUGCCUGAUGAGAGGGGCACAGUGUGCUGUUAAUCAAAGGGAUUAGCUGAUGGUUUGUUCAUUGAUGAGCCUCAUCAACGCGUCUUUAAGAUCUGAUCAAUAGCUGUUAAAGGCAUAAUGGAGUUCAUGUCUGCAAACUUGAUUUCUGUUCAGAAAGUUUCUGUACUCCCUGAAAGUUCACAUGGUCUAAACUGAGGACUCGUUUUCAUUCCCCUGCCUUCUCAUGUGGCUGUCAAACCCAGUGGGUUUCAGAUUUUAAAGGAUUUCCAAGCAGCUACAGAGUUUUUGUUUUGGCUGAGACGGAGAUGUUCAGAUGCCAGGAUGUAUUUUUAAAACACAGCAUCCAGCUGUGUUUGCCUUCGCUAAGAGCUGGUCGCUGCACAACACUUUCUUUUUUCAUUCCUGGCUGACCUGUCAGUUCAGAGGUCUGAAGAGACUGCAGUCCACACUGAGACCCUUGGUAACCCCUGGAAGCAAAGCAAACAACACUCUGACUUUACAGAGCCGUGUGACUGUCUCUGCUGACUGCAGUCUCUGACUUACUGCCACACAGACAGCAGUUCAAAUUCUGUUACUGUUUCCUGUCCUUUUUUAAGACUGUACAGAUGUAACAAUUACUAUUGUAGAAAUAGACAUCAUUGCAAUGAGACUUAUUUAGAAUUAAAGUAGACCAAUCACAUAUAAUUAUACUUCAAUCAGGACUGGAGCCAAAAAAGGUGUCUAUUAAUUGUGUAGCCAACAGGAAAGUAAAGGUGCUAUAAAGAGUUUUUCACUGAUUUUGAAAUAGUCUCACUCUUGUAUGGAGGCCUCAUCAUGACCCACGGAUUUAAAUGAGCGAAUCGAUGGCUAUUAAACUGAAUUCUUGUGCCUGUGUGUAUGUUUUGGCCAAAUUUAAUGAAAAAAGUCAAUUUAAUACUCCACAUUCACUCGGAACUGGCUAUUUCUAGGAGUAAGUUUUCAAGCUGAAGAGUUUUUCAUCUUGAGGUUAAAGUCUUUUCAGAUUAUGUUUUGAUGAACCUGUACUGGUGAACUAUUAUUUUGACCAGGGCACUGGGGGAACAUGGCGGCACAAGGACUUUGACAGUUAAUGUUAUGCUGGUAUGUUUGGACAUAUUUUGUAAGCUAACAGUAAGAGUUUGCUAAAUUUUGUGAUUGUUACAAAACAGUUGAUAAUUUAAAGAAGGUACGGAUCAAUACAGGACUUCAUCACUCCACAUCAUCAGUUCUUCCUUUCAUUUGCUUCCACGACAAAUACACACGAUGAUAAGAGCCACACAAAUGCAGUCUCUUUAUUUUGGAAAAAUGCUACUGAUUGUGAGACCCUCACAGUGCCUUAAGUUUGCAGCUGUGUUGUUAAGAGAUAGUUUACCUUUUUGCUCAUUUUAAAGGAAAAAAAAAUCCAAAUAUGAUCUUUUCUCCGUUUCAGAAAUUUUAGGGUUGUCUUUUUGUCAUAAAAAUGAACAACAAAAAAGAAUUCAAAGUGUGGAUGGCAGCUGCCUAAGUAAGCUGCGCCAUCAGAGAUAUUCUAAAUGUAUUAAUUUACAUAACAUUUUACUUUCAUUUUAUGGUCACUGGUCAAACACUUGUGUGCACACUAGCAGUAGCAUGUAGCAAUCAAUUAUGUGAAGAUCACAUGUUAAAAUGUUAUCUGAAAAUGACUCUCAUGCACCAUUCAUUAUCCCUUAUUCAUGACUCCGUCUCAUAGGUCACUGUAGUCUGAUAUGAGAGAGGGAGGGCGGCCGGGCGAAGAGGUGAAAGAGAGAACAAGAGGAGGGGAUAAGAAGUGGAGGAAGGUGGGGGUCGUUGUAGGGGGUGAAAGCAGAUUUGAAGUGAAGAGUUCCUCUGUCGGUAAUUAUGAAUCUCUCAGGAAUGCGGCGGCUGCUCUUACCAGGCAAGCCGCUGCACGGCCUCAUCAGCCCCGCAGCACGCCAUCCUGUAUUACAGCGUCCAUGGACACGCAUACACACACUUGCAGCGACUUUAACCUUGGCAAGUUCAGCUACGUAGCGUUCUAGUGAAUUUUGUGACAUUAUUGUCUCACAGUGUUAUUGUUUAUUUUUAUCGCUGACUUUACCUACAUGGUCGUUUUCUGAAACUGAAUCCAUCCCGCAGCAAACUUAGAGACCACAGAAUGUCAGUGAAGCAUUGUUUUCAGUCCAAGUCCUGUGCCACUCUGUACUUAUCCUGACAUCCUGCCAUCGAACCAAAUGUUAGGAAUUCUUGUGGCCAUCCUUGACCCCCAGUUGCUCAAAGUGUAAUUUCUACAAGCUAUUUGGGUUGAUUAUUCUUACUUUUUAUAAUCCUCUCUGUCAUGCAAGAACACAUCUGCUACAAGACGGGAAACAUCUUUAUUUAAUACGGGAACAUUUUCACCAAUGCCACCCUCAAAGCAGUUUCAUCAUUUCACAGACUGUCUCUGUUUUCAGACUCCCUCAAGUCUUUCCACUUUGUCUGUUGGUGGCUUCAUCAUUCAUCUCAGAAAAUGUUGUCUUGUACGUAAAGUGUUUGCACAUGAGGGCAGAGUGUUGUAGCCCAGACAUGGUUGCUUAAGUCUUGAGUAGCAAUGCUCUCUUUGUUUGAUAAAACACAGAGAAGACAGCCAACGCCCAGAUUGAUGCCUGCAGGUGCCGUGCAGUAACACCAGUUUCAUAGUCCUAGACACUUACAAUGUAGUCCCUUUAAGUAUGGUUUAAAAACUGUUAUUGGAAAACUGGCUUUUACUGUGAAGCCUGAUAAGGUGAACUCAUCAGGGAAACUAGAAAAAAUGCAAAACAUCCUAAAAAAUAGAGUAAUAUUAACUAUGUUUGUUAUGAUUACUAUCUAGUCUAAACACUCUAAGCACGACUUUACCCUUGCUCACUGACAGAUAAGUCCUACCAUGUGAAACCCAGCAGCUGAACGGGCUCCUGCCAACACAGAUCCAGUCCUAAUUCAAACAAAGGUGGCGGCCUGUAUCACUGACACUCCCUCAUGACUUUGCCUGAUCCCACAUGAGACACGGGAAGUCUGCUCCGUCAGCUUCCCUGUGUGACUCAACAAAGUCAAAGUUACAGUUCCUGGAGAACACCCCCCCCUUCCCGCCUUCCACCUCUCUUCUGCCUCAACCAUCCACAUCCACAUUCUUCAUACUUAUCAGAGUUGAUAAGGGUGGGAGUGCAUUGGUGCAUGAAACCAGUGUUGUGAGUUCAACAAAGGUUUUGUAACUCAUGGAGGGUCAUGGCAUUGUUUUUGUUUGGUAACAAACUCUGAAUUUGGAUAACUUAACCUUAACCUACACAGGUUUGCUUCUUCACAGCUAUGAGAAAGGUAAAUAAAAAAGUUAACCUUUUCAACCACACCAGAGUCAGUAGUACUCAAUUCACCAGCUGUGAGGUCUGGUACAAGACUGAUUCUUCAGUGUGAGAAAGUGUCCACGAUCAAAGGAAGUUAUCUUCAAGUCAGCAUGUGCAUGAUCUUGAAGAAUAAACCCCAUUUUAAAGGCAUGAUGUGAAAGAUAAAUACUGAAGGUUACUAGUUAAUUCCUCUUUGGCAUCCAUCUGUUAAGGGUGUGUACAUGCAUAAGUCUCCUGAACUUACAGUAGUUUUCAAAUAGAACAAAAACUGGCUUUACCUCUUUUCUUCAAGUUCUCAAAGAAAAGUACUCUAGAGCUCAGUUAAGAUGGAUUUCUUUGUUUUAUUUACGGAUUUAGUUCGGAUUUUGACAGCAAUCUGUGCUACUGUGUUUUGCUGGAGGCAAGGCAGGUGUCAGUGCUCUGCUGUGCUUUCACUGUGUAGACCCGCCCGUAGACAGGAGACCCAAGUUUGCUCUGGAAUUUAUGCACCCAGGCCUCGGGACACAUAGCUGUCAAAGGUACACAAUUCAUAAAUGUCAUUUCCACAUUUUCUGAAUUUUACAGUCAAUUCCAUGACAGCAUGUAAACUACAGUCAGAGGCGGUUAACUUCACACAGAGGCAUACAGAUGGUCACCAGUGUUAGAUAAUCAGUCGGCAGUGCAGUUAUUGACACACUACACUGAGGUUUGCUGUGUGUGAGUGGUGUCUUCGCUCCAGUGUGAGAGCCGGUGUGGUGUCUUUUGUACAGGAUAAGUAAACAGCAUGUUGGAACACAUGCUUGCUCCGGCAAGACUGGGGCUGGGCUGGAAAAAAAAAACCCACAGCCGGUUUAGUGUGUACAAGUGAAGAGACCAAUGAGCGAGUUUUGUGUUUGUAAAUCAGCUCAGGGCACAUGACUUGAUCAUAGUCUUUGAGAAAAUAGGAUACACCCGGAUGUGGUGUUGUGUAGGACAUGCUUGCUGAUGUUAGGAGCUAAGUGUGUUCUUCAGAUCAAAACCGAAAUUUUAAAGUUAUUUGGCUGUAGUUUUUUCCAUCAGUAUAAUAAAAUUGUAGGUGUUUGUAAAGUUAAGUGGCAGUGGAGACAAUAGAGCAGCUUUGUUUAUGAGAUGUUGGCAUUUAUGCUUUUACUUUAAAGAGAUACUAAGAACCUGAAGCUUGCGUAAGAGACACUUUCCUAUAAACAUAAUAAUGUGAUAUUUUGUUAUCCAGCAGCCAAAUUGUGCUAAACUGAACAUGAAAAAACAGAUAGAUCUCCAGAGUGAUGAUGCCUUUAAGGACAAUCCACUGUGUGCGUCAUUCUAUCACAUUUGUUUGCAAAACUGAAAAUUGCAGGUUGUUAUGUGUAACCACAGCAAAAGAAGCAUGAGUCAACUGCUUGUUACUGGGCUGCAGAGACAGCGGUCUGCUGGGUGGUCCCACACUGUGUCCCAGAGUUCUUAGUGUUUCUCGUGUCCGUCUGUGGAGGAAAUAUCGUAAGGACUUUAUGCACUCUCAGAGGCACGUGGGCCAUAAAUGAAUGAACCAGCCUCCUUUUUUUCUGACUGAGGCUCCUGAUUGUUGGUGGCUGUGGGUUGUACAGAUGCACUCAUCUUAGUCAUGACCAAAUGACUGUAAUUUAAAGCAGCACAAACACAGGGCUUAGUGAAGGGAGGGGCCUGGUACUUUUUCUCCUGAGGAGAUGGAUGCUCGUUUUGGUGAUUGGCCUUUCACUGCAACUCACUUUGUUCCAGUCACACAGGACCACCACAAUUGCAAGAGGAGGUGUAAAAGUGGUGAAAUUAGGAAAGCAUAUUACCCCAAAACAUCAUCAUAUUAAAAAGAAUUUAAAAGCACCUUAAGUGUAAAAAGGUACCAAUUUUAAGCCUCUUGAACAGCUCUCAUUACCCGCAAAGUCAUAAGAGUUAGUUUGAGUCUUUAUUUGAGCCGCAUGAAGUCAUGACAUUUGCCCAGAGGGUGUGGCCAGGUCGGGUCACUUUCACUUAAAACUGGCUUGAUUUUAUUUGUCCAAUACUUUGGUUUAUGACCAAAUACCAUAAGACUGUAUAUACUACGGACAACUUUGUUCCACCUCCCGCCAGUAUACGGAUUUGAAGCCAAAUAGCUCUCAGUAUUAACGCAUUUUCUCUCCAUUUCCUGAAACCAACUUGCGCAGUAGUAUUGUACGCAUUCGGCGGGAGAGUCGCGAGAGUUGCUGUGAUGACGCUCGGCUCAAACAGCGUAUCCCCCGGGUGACCUACACAAUCCCUGAACGCCAAUAAGCUGUAUUAGGUGUCAAUCAUAGAAAACUUGAACCCCCUAAUAACUUUUAAAAAUGGAGCUUCACAGAAAAAAGAGGACUUUAGCACAAACCAGUCUUAAAGUAACUACAUGUCAACAUCACAACCAGGGGGGAGAAACAUUUAUGUUCUGUGUAAAAAAAUGUAUAAAGUUUGUCCACUGCCCCAUAAGCUUUGCUGGCGGAGGCGCGAUUUAUGACCUAUACCGCAGCCCAUCAACAGAGGGUGCUGUUCUCAGAGUGGCUUCACCCAGCAAGGAAGCAGACGCUGUCCAUUCUUUAUACAGUCUAUGCCAAAUACCCCAAAAACCAAAACUAGCCUGAGCUAAACUUGAUGCUCUACAUAUUUACUUAUUUACUUGACUUAGAAUACCUAAAAAAAAUGUCUGCUAACAUCAGCAUUUAUUUAUUAGAUUUGUGUUUAUGAUAACAUGUUGCCCGUAUCAUGUAGCACUGCUUUGGCCAAGUAUGACAAUGGAAAUAUGAAGUAAAAUUUACACAUUUCCAACCUCGGUAACAAAAGCUAGAGGUAAUGGAGUUUCCUGAAAGUCCAAGUCAUGGUGGAGCUGUUGUAUUGGGUUGCAUUAGAUGACACUGGCGUCCAUACCUUUAUAGCUGACUAGUGUGGAAAGGGUCAGUUCACUUAAAAAAGUCAACAUUAUCUUGAGGUUUAGAUUUUGUCCAUGUAAAAGAGUGACAUGUAGCAUGACCUCACAAACAGUCAUCUGUUCGUGAACCCCCUUUUUAAAGCUGAAAGAGGGUAUUAUGCAUUUUUUUCAGACUCCAAACUUCCUGAAAUGAUUUCCAGAUCAAUAAAAGACCUUUGUUUCUCACUCUGGUGUAUUGAAAUACCACUAUUUUAGCCUCCGUCUGAAACGCUUUGUUGUAGCUGCUCUCUUUCAGGCCCCCCACCUCCACAAGCCAACGUUCUUCUGAUUGGCCAUCUCUCCAGAAGCUUUCUAAUGCUGUCAUGCCCAUACACUAAUAUGAAGAUCAUGUUUUAGGCUAAAUUUUAGAUAUUUUGGCUCUUUGAGGCUGAGAUCACACGGUGUAGCUCUGCCAUAUUUAUCACCAUAGUUGGAUGCAAAAUGAGCAAACUGCUUGGAACUGUGAAACUUAAUGUGUGUGUUUGUGCUCGAAUAUAAUCUGCUGAUUUGAUUUGUGUAUUGGAUCUCGAGACAGAACAGAUAAUGGAGGCAAGUGAUGUGCAAUUCUAGCGAAUCCAUUCCUAGUGAAUCCAGUCAGUAGAUAUGACUUUAUGACCAGUAUGUAGGACAUCUGGUCUUGAAAACUGCACAUGCUUGGAAGUUUCUGUGUGAUUCAUCCAAAGUAGAGUCUUCUUAUCUAUCAUCAUCCCCUCCCUGUAUUACACAAAGCUCUUACGAUAAAGAUUCCUUUAUCAAAGUUAUUUUGUCAUUUUUUAAUGUGUAAAUGGGCAGUCAUUGUCUUUGCUUUCAUUACAAAGAUGUUAAGUUGAGCACAAUCUGUCUUUGGUGUUCUUCGUGCAUGACACAGGUAUGAAGCAGGAGCCUACAACUUUUCAGAAACUUUCUCGGCAAGAAAUCCUCCAGGGAUUCAUACUUCUCUCACUCUGACUCUGCUCCCACCUUCCUCCAGUCCUGGAGCGCUUGUUUUCAGCUCUGACGCCUGUCAACUUAAAAGGCUGUUCCUACUUUUAGCCAGUGAUUUGGAGAUAAAAAUCUAAUAAAGUACACAGCUGGAAGAAGCCCAGUGUAAACUACAAAUCCCCAAGAGCAAAGCUGGGAAAACCGCCUCAAAGAAGAGGAGUUCAGAAAGGUGAAGGGGUGGAGGAAGGAAGGAGGCCGGGCGAAGACGAUGAGCUCAUUCAGCUAAGAUUGAAAAAACGAUGAGGGCAGACAGUGAAAUGUAACACGGGAUGACAGAAGAGACACUUAAGUGAUAAAUGAAUGGUUUCUGCUCGUUAAAAAUGUCGUGAUGCACUUUGGCAUCUGUUUAUUUUUCUAUUCUUUAGCUCUUCCUAGUGCGCUGUUGUUCCUCUGUGUAAAAGUGCCUGAGCCUUCGGGUGCGGCUUUGUGAAUUAUGACUCCAUGUUAUGGAAUGAGGGGAGCGGUGCCAGUUCUUUCUGUGCAGAACAGUGAAGUUUAGAGACAGGAGGGGGUCGCUGUGGGCUGAGUGUGUGGGUUGAAUGAGCAGAACCCGCACACAAACUGAUGCACACACACACACAAACUGAGUUGUGAAUGAGACAAUGAGCACGUGUCUGGUGCUGAUUAUGCUCGCGCUGCAACCGGACUGCUGUUUUUCACUCAUUAAACUCUUCCAAAGCAAACUUGAGAUAUGAUUUUGCAUUUAAACUUGAUUCAAAACUUUAUAACAAAAAUUUUGCUAGAUUAGAACAACCUGCCAAAACUUGAAACCUGUUUGGUAAAGUCAAUCAUAUUAAUCCAUGAGGUGCAUUUAAGGAACAAUGAAUAUCUAGAACACCAAUGGCAGAAGAGCUUUACAGUAAUGAGCUUUAUUUGGGCUUGGUUAAAGUGAACUUCUUUUACAAAGAUCCUUGAAGCAGCCUCAGCCUUUUACUACAUGAAACUCCCUCCCCUUCUACAACCAUCCUGUCUAAUAAAGGCUGAAAUAACCCCAAAUUAACUUAAAUAUAAAUUGAUAAAAGAGAAUCAGACCUUGAAGGCAGACAGUGAUCAGAUACAGUACUUUUUCUGAGAAUUUGGCAGCUGUGUAGGUCUGAAAGGGUUUUUGGCUACAGUGAAUUCUCAAAUAUCUGAUGUUGUGAUUUCCAGGGGGAGAAAACAAGGUUAGUUUUCACAACAUCCUGUCCUCUGAUGUACAAAUGACAAGAACACUCACAGCUUAUUAGAAUAAAAUCAACUUUUUGCUUCAUUUUUCUUAGUCAAGUUCCCCCCAAAGCUUUAGUCAUGUGGCUAUAAGUUGGAAAAUUUAUCUGGUCUGGUCCCUUAAUUAUUAUCUCUUCUUGACGGUCUUUUAUUAUGUCUCAGAUUGAAAUCUUGCUUUCUGUCUUUCUUUCUCUUUCAGGCUGUAGCGCCAGUGUGAGGUGCCAUGUCAAACCGUGACUCCCUGGGGUUUGGAGACCUCAUCCCCCAGGAUGUGGUAGAUAUUUUGGCCCAGGAGAAGCACUCCAACAAGGGCAGGAAGAAGCGCAGCCACUCGCUGGGUCGUGCUCUUGGCUGGCUGAAGGGUAAGAAGAGGAAAGAUGCGGGCGCUAAGGGGCACAGUCUGGGCCUGGGUCCUGCACUCGACCUUGCUUUAGAUGGGCACCCUGCUGGGCACAAGGGAGGCCAGAAGUCAGGUAAAUAUCUUGUCAUGAGAGCCAGUAUGAUUCUCCAAUAUCCUCUUUAGUCUGUUUUUAUAAUCACAUUUCCAUCAGCAGCUGUUCUGUGGUGUAGGUGACAGAUCACAACAUGUUACAUCAUAUACAAUUAUCUGAAGUAAACCCUGAGAUUUAGUUCUCACUGAGACUGAGCUUGUAGAGACUUGAAACCUGUUUGGGGUUAAUAACAGUGAGCUUUUUCUCACCAAACUUUUUAUGACUUUUGCAACUUUAUCACAACAUUUGAUGGAGGUGCAGCCAAGCUGUUGCUCAACCCUGAGUUUCAAACAUUACAAACCAAAUUAGUAUUUUAUUUCUCUUUACAGCAUCUGUAUCUGCUCCUUUAAUAUAGUCAUAUGCAACUGACAGUAAAUCUAGUUGCAUAUCAUUCAGAUAUCUCCAACUGCACUACUAAUUAAUUGCAUUAUCCUAUUUCUAGAUGGUCAUUCAUUUCUGACUUUCAUUUUUUAGUUGUUUGCCUCUCGUCUUGGAUAUGUUUAUUUGUUUAACCUGUGUUUGACGAGGUUAGUCCCACUGAGAUUAAAAAGUGUAUUUUCAACAAGACCUGACAAAGACAGCAACAGAAACACAAAGUUGUAGACGUGAACACACAGAAAUAGCCACAGUAGAUACUAUUUACAUGACAACUAUAAUGUGUUUUUAGUUUUUGUUUUUUGGUUGAAAAUUGAAGGCAUCUUCUUGGCUCAGCCUCAUGGUAGAUAUAAUCCAACUUAAAAAAAAUUGUUUGUCUUAAAUGUGCAUUGUGUAGAAUUUGGUGGCAGAGUAGACUAAACAGAAAGAGGAGAUAGUAUUUCUAACUAUGUGGGUCCCCUCCACGGAGACUAUUUUGCACUGCCAUAUUUCUAUGGUAGCAAAGGAUGGACAAAUAAGUGUGUUUGGCUACACAAAGUGUACUGGUUGGAAGACAAUGAAGAAAAGAGGAAAGUGGUUGUUGUGUAGAAAUGCAUCACAGGGGUUCAUUGUCCUCAAAGACAGGAGGGGUGAGCGAGGGGGUGUUUCAGUCUAGAAUCAGUCUGCCUGAUGCCCUAUUUCCACACACUGUACUUUUAACAAUAAUUACUCAUAACAACAAUCCUUUGUAACACACAGGUAAUAGGCUUCAAAAUCUGUGAUGCUUUGAUACCUUCAACACAACCAAACUGUCUCAUUCUCAGUUAUUUUAUGUUUGAUUGUAGCGUGUCAGCGCCAAAGCUUUAGAAAAAUAAAACUGAUAAAACUUUUCAAAGGCACUUUUACAGCUUGUUAUAAGUUUGGGUUGUUAUGACAUCUUUAAAUGAACCACCACAGAUGCCCUGCUUGUAUCUGUAGUACCAUAUAAUUUAUGAGAUUUGGAAAUAAACAUAAUUCAACUCUUAUGAAUCUCAUCUGUUUGUAAAUGUAGUUUGAUUAACUUUUUGUCCUGAGAGAAGGGUCCCUAAAACCGUCUAAAGUAAGAAAAUAUUGCACAAUAGUUAGACAGAUAGUGUCUGUGUUUAAUAUUGUUCAUUAACAAAACAAAUUAUUAUCAACUGAAGACAUUUAUGUUCAGUUUAGUUUAGUAACACAACAUCUGAGAUAAGUUUGGAGAAGUUCCUGAGAGUCAGUGGAAAAUGUUUCUCCUGGACUCAAAGACCUGUGUGUUUGUUCACUGCAGGGAUGUUUGAAUAGACCGACUUCCUACUCAACUUCUGACCCUCAGCCCUCUCUGUUUGCUCUGACAGAAAUCUGUAUGUCCUGCUCUGUGAUGCCAUCACAGCCUUCAGGUGCAGAUCCACGCAGGACAUGCAGUUAGCAUCAGGCAUUUUUUUAUUUCACUUUAGAGCUGCUAUACAUAUUCAUGAUCUAUAACUUCCACAUUGUGACAACAUUAAAGCAGACUAUUGUCACCAAAUCUAGUGUUUUCCCAGAGCUCAGGGGUCUUGUUGUGGCUUGCAUACUUGUACUCACAUGACAGCAUGCUAAUUUAGUGAACACAGUGUUUUACUUAGUGUGAACUCUGAGGCACUAACAAAAAGUUUUCCCUCUUCAUCAGUCACAGCCUGAUGCUGUGAGAUUUGAAACACAAAGGCAUCAGAUAAGCAAAACACACAGUUAGUGUGUUACAUGCAGUGCUUGUGCAGUUUUGGCUACUUGCUUUCCAGACACAGGAGGCCCCGCCUUCUUCUUGUGCUUUUACUUCUUUCAAUGGGCUGGUGGGGUGGAGGUUGGGGGGAUUUCCACACAGUUUCAACUAAUCCAAUCUGAACUAGUGGAACAGUGCCAAAAACAGGACAUAAAUAUGUAAAAGCACAUUUUCAGACAUCUGUCGUUGUGCUUACACAAUGUACAUGCACAGACAAGCACUCAGCAAUCACAAGGAUAUGCCUAUAGACGGCAUUACACAAUCUAUGCUCUGCAUUGUGUCACUUGUGUUUAGUGACGACAGCAGUGUUGAGAGAUUUGUGAGAGAAAGUGAGCAGGGAUAAGAUUUUUAUUUUUCCUCUACCAAGGUCAGCUGAAAAACUUCCUCCUACUUUUAGCCCAGACCAGAAUUUCUUUUCCUUCACUUUUUAACAAAUGUACUGAUGAAAAAUAACCCCAAAAUAGUUGGUGCGAAACUUAAAACAUUGUAACGAAGGCAGCCUUGACUAAGUCUCAUUUGCCUUAGAUUAUAGAAUUAUAUCACGAAUAGGCUUCAGCUUUGGACCAUUUAGUGUGCCUGAUGCAGCAGCUAUUAGCAUGAGCUGCUGUGCAGAGUAUGAAGGUGUUGUGUUUGUGGCAUCCAGAGUGUUGGUGCUGGCAACACUCCUCUUCACCUCUUUCUCUGAUCAGAGAAGAAGCUCAGCUUUUCCCUCUAAAAAAAAAAAAGGUUUUAUUUGAUGUGGAAAACAUGCUAACAGACUUGUCCAGGAAAACGUUGUCUGUCCAGCGGAGUUCCUGAUGAUGAUGAUGAUGAUGAUGAUGAUGUGUGUUGAUGCCAGAGGGGCCUCCUGCACACUAAAUGCCUGGUAUGACAGGCACAGUGCCAGUUCAUUAAAAACCAUGCCAGGACAGUUACAGUGAGGGAGGAACAAGGGGUUCUGUUUUUCCUGACCCCUCCGCUCACACUGUUCUUCCUCCCAUUGAAACACAGAGACCCAUACAGUACCAUACGGAAUAUGUGUUUUUAUGAGACCACAUUAAAAAGCUGGUAUUAGACCCCAAGGCUUUUUUUUUGGACUCAUAAAUCACCACAGGUUUGAUCUCUGAUUUUAACAAACAAAAUUUAAAAGAUAAAGAUACUAAACUGGCACAGCUAAUCCAUUAGUCAGUGGAUCAAUAAGCUGCUUUAAACUGCUGUGGAUCCUUUUGUUGAUUUUGAUAUCACUCAUCAGCUCUUUUUUAAAAAUAUUUGCUUUGAAAAUGUGAAAGAAAAAAAAAUCUGUUUCCUUGGCAGUUUUCUGAAACCCAGUCCUCACAGCAGUAACAUAUAGUUUACCUCAAAAAACAAGCAAAUGAAUGUUAUCUGGGCAUUAGGAGAUAAAUCAUGAUUAAAAUACACAGCCUCUAGAUUUGACUUCUAUCAUCAAUAUCAAACAAGAUUCUUUGUCAUUAAUAUUUUUCCUGAUGUUAGAUUCAGUUAAACACUUAAAUAUACCACCAUCCAAAAUAGACAUUAAAAAAACAACUGAAAGCUGCUAUGAGGUGUUUUUUUAAGGGUUAUAAAACAGACUGAAACUAUAGAGAAAUUAUCUCUAUCAUGUACAAAAGGAAAUAAGACUACUAAUAACAAGAUGACAAUGACUAUAUCCUGACUUUAACACCUGUAACUGCUGUGAGAGGGGAGGUAUGAAUAAUGGUCUUUCAUACCUUCCUCAUAGUAAAUUUUCACACAGUGCGAGAAAAAUUGCACUAUAAGAUAUCAGAGGGGGUUUUUGUUGUCAAUUAUUAGCACUUUCACAAGAACAACAUGAGAGUAUCAGCAAUAUAAGGAUUCCCUCUUUGUCCACAAGAAGUGCUUGAAUCAACACAGACAUAAAGUUCCUCACAGGAGUUUUAAGUUCCAAUUUUAUUUAUCUAAAAAUCCAAAUGUAUCUUUCUUUAAGUUACAAAGUGACAAAUCACAGCUAAUCACUCACAUUUCUGCAUAUCUGUUUUGUGUAAAGAUUUAAAUCUGGGUUCUUGUAAAGUUCCUAAUCUAAUCUAAGUUAUUUUACUUGCUAAUCCUGAGGAAGCGUAUUUAAGUAAACACAGCCGUGGAGUUCGACCACAGAGGGAACAGCACAGCAGCAGGUUAAGGAGAGACAAACUGGAGCCCUCCACCUUUGAGUGUGUGCUAAAUCCAUUAACCCUGCAUUGUCUCCUCUGAUUACCUGGACAGUGUUUCAUCCUGAGUCACACAUCUGUGGAUAUCUGUCGUCACAUGUUCGCUCACCUCCAUUUGUCUAAUUCCUAACACGGCUAAUGUCCAUCUCAGCAUACCUGUGUGACAGUGAUUUAUGUCCCUGUCAUCAGUCACUUCAUUCAAUCCUGUGUAAAACUGGACUCCACUAGUCUGUGUUUAAACCUUGUCUGCUGAAAAACUGCCCACACUUUCUAAUAAGCACCAAGAGGAAUGCUGUAGGUUUAAUUAAAUAGAAAUGAUAGGAAGGGGAGACUGAUUAGGUCAUCCAGUCCUACCAGGUACACUCAGAAGGUCACCUAUCUGCUCGAAACUCACCCUUAGAGAUUCCUCACAUUCCUGAGCUUUAUAAAGAUAUUCAUAGAGGAAGCUACAAAUAGGUAGCCCUUUGUGUGUGAGAGUGUGUGUGUGUUUGGCAUAGAUUUCAGUGACAGAUUAUACAAGACAUUUCUACUUGACUUUGUUGAAUAUUUUUAAAAGACCCUGCUUAUUGUAACAAAGAUUUUUAAGUCUUAAAUGUGUUUGCAUUUUCCGUCAGUGUACAGUGUUGGAUAGCUGAGCCUGCUGUAGUUGCUCUGUCUUGAAACAGAAUGAAAAACUUGUACCGGUUCAUCUCCAAGUUAAUCACUGAGAAAGCUAGUGGGCUAUUUAUGAAACACAAAGCAGAGAAAGAAUAACAAAACAAAAAAUUGGAAUACAGAGCUCUGAAUUUUGGCUAUGACAUUGCAGAAAGCAGGAGAGAUAACAACUGGAGUGUAGUAAAAAACAACAAAACAUGACUACUGAGGCUGAGGUUACAGAUUUUUCAUUAUUUUUGUGACUUAUUCAUAAAACUCUGUGCAGGGAAUUGGAGGACUUGAUAGGAAUUGUAUAAGAACAUAAACACUGAGGCAUAAGGUGAAGAUUGCGACAACCUUUGAAUAAAUGUGUGAAUGCUGUUUUGAAAUGUAAAAAGUGAUACUUUAGAUAAUAGGAUUAUUGUCUAUAGUUUUGUUGUGAUGAUGAGACUCUAACAAUGAAGGGUAGGAGAACAGGUUUGAGAAAACUGACAUCUGAUAGAGGUUGACUUUCUUUCCUUCACAGCAGGAAGUACCAGACAAAUCACUUUUUCAUUCGGUGCUAUCGCCUCAGGGUGAUGUAUCCCCUCAGAGACACCAUAGUGCACCUUUUGAGCCAAAAGCAAUUUUAAGUCUGUUUUGUACUCUGCUUGAGCUGAAAGAAAAUUAGGUGAAAAUCUGUGACAUUCUGGGUAUAUUUAGUUGUUUUUCUCCUCAAAGUUUACCUGAAAAGCUGCUUUGACACUUGUACAUAAAAUCUUUGAAGUUCAGAACCUGGGGACUGUACAGUAAACAGUGGCACAGAUGUGUCUUUAUAAUUAUAGGGUUUAUUUGGCAUUUACAGGGUUUCAUUUCAGUAGGUGAAGAAUUGCCACACCCUCAUGACAGAGGAGAUCAUAUUUAGGUCACUUGAAUAGUUGAGAAAAGUGAACUCUGUGCCAGUUUGCCCUCUAGUCCCAACUGAAUUAUAUGCUUUGGUUUCAUUUAAUCAAGUUACUUUUCUUCUUAGCAGUCCCUGAAUGUACAGUAUCAGUAUCAUCAAAUCGACAAAGACGACCAAAAGCAACAGUCAUUGCGAAAUUAUGAAAUCAGGCCUUGUUUCAUUGUAAAGCUAUGCAGAUAUGUUGCUGUGCCGCUGUACUUACUGUGAGAGCUGUUGUCACGAAAGGAAAAUGUUUGCCAGCACCGCGGCAUGUCUGCAGACAGACAGAUAAAUAUGUGCAUGGAAAGUUUUGAAUCACUAACCAUGACUUUUCUUAGUGAAACGGGGUGUAUUAUAGGCAUUUGGGACUCAGUGAAAGAGUACAACUUGUGUAGAAAUCUGCCAGUGAAGAUAACUCUGUUUGUUUUUCCUGACUGGCUUAGCAAAGUUCAGAAAGGGUGCACACAGUGUUAGUUAUUCAAUUGGCUUAGUUUUCCUCUUUUUUUUUUGCAGGACAUUUCUCUUGCCCCUUUUAUCCUUGAAAACUGAGUGUGACAUCCCCAGUAUUUUAAGGGGGGUUCCUUCUAAGACUAAUGGUUAAUGGUAAAGAAAGUAAAGCAGACCUACAGCCAUGCUUGCAGUAAGCCAUAGAUCCACAUUUAAGCAGAGCUGAAGUUAGCAUGCUGACACUCUCAAAAGAACAUGCUAUAAUUACAUGCUAGGGUCAAAGAAGGUUAUUUUUACCAGGGUCCCUGCUAUCUAAGUGCUCUGGGUUAGCAUGCUAAGUAAGUGUUAGAGCCAGCUGAGGUGGGUGAGGUUAGAGAGUGCAGGUGUAUGGUCAUUCAGAAAAGAAGAACAUGGAUGGAUUGUACUCAUAAACUUGGAAGUGGUUGUGUCAUCAAGAAAUGACCAGAAACAUCCUGAUCUGGAACUCAAGUUUGAAGCCACAGUCGGCUGUCUUUGUUAGGCUUAUUAAACUUUAAAGAUACUCUACCUAGAAAAGGUGUUUCUUUCUUUUAAAUUUAGAUUUCAGGGACAUAUUCUACCCUGCUAAGACUCUCACUUUGGGUUGGCAGCACCUACUCCUUUACACGUGUCCCUUAACUUGCUCUUAUUGAUCUAAUAUGAGCUCAUGGUGUGCCCUUGCUUAUAUUCAACAGGCAUGAGCAGGCCUGAAUAUUUAGCAUUCUCCGACAUUAUUUUGGAUGGUACUUGAUUAUUGCUUAUGGGGAUGAAGAGAGACCUCAGGGCUGUGGAGCUGACAGGGACUACAGAGAUUUUCUUCACCCGUUUUUCCUGUACAUCGCAUAAAUGUUUAUUGUGAGCUGCGACACCACAGUUUUUAAUCCUUGACAGUUUCAUGGGCUGUCUCUUUGGAUUCUCUGUCAAAUUGUUGACAUUUUGCCAACUCUAUGACAUCUUGUUUAAUAGCACAAUCGCACAGCCACCCACAACCAUCCAGGGUUGUAGCUCUGGUCAAUGGGACUCUCAAAGCAAAUCUUUUUUCACAGCUUGAUCACAUUUUUGAUGUUUGUUACGUGUGCUGGUUCGAGGACGUGUUUUGUCUUGCAGUGGAUUAGAGUGAGUGUCAGACGGUGCAGGUUUAACGGAUACUGUGAUUGUUGACCCAGUACCCCCCACACUCAUACCUGUCUCCCUGUCAGCUGUUAUUAUGAGGUGUUUAUGUUACAUUCAUUGAAAACCAAGAGCAUGAAAAUAGUUAAUGUAGCAUGGAGGAUCGGACCAGGAUGCAUUUCAGCACGUGUCCAGUGUACCGAGAGACUGCACAUACUCUCAGUGAGCCUCCAGCCUUUUUCCCACUGUCAUCACAGUGUGUUGGGUUGAGUUUGUGCUGAUUAAAGAGGCUUAAGCACCUGGCAGACAGCACCUUCAGAUCUAGAGAGAAUGUCUCUGCAUGGCUGUCUGCCUGCCGGUGCAAAACAAGAGAGAGAGAGAGAGAGAAAGAGAAAGAGAAAGAGAGAGAGAGGGGCAAGUUAGGGCAGGGAUGUAAGGUGUGUAUGUGUGGGGUAUUUGCUUCUGUUUGAUUCCCAUGAGGCAGUUUAAGGAAGAGUCACAUCAGGUAGUUUGUUAUGUGGCAGGUUAGAAGUUAUUCCUGUUCGGUUAUCUUCACAGAUCUUCAUUUUAAAUUUUUUUUGAAGUUUAGAAAGAAGUUCAGACUGAACCGUAGCCGCCGCCAAGGACAUUUUCUUUUCUCUAGAAGUUUGUGGGUUUACCUUGUUGGAGGCUUUCUUUCGCUACGACAGAGGAGGCUACCCCUGUUGCAGCUAAAGGUUAUCUCUGCUUUUAUUUGAAGCCUCACAGGAAAACAAAAUGGCUACUUCCAAAAAGGAAAAAUCUAAACGAGGUAAAAAAAAUAUCAGGAGAAAAUCCUCAGGCUUUCUUUCUAAUGCUAAUUUGAUUUGCUAAAUUAUGCUCUAAUCUAAAAUGGGCAUCCACGGCUAAAACUUACAAAGUAUUUCCAUGGUUGCAUUUGAUAAACACUCUUCACUGCUGUCUGCGUGACUCGUUUACUGUAGAUGAUGAUAUAACAUGUCUCCUAAACCUCUCUGUCUCUCUCCACCGUCACUAUCAGAACAUCUGUAUUUAACCAAAACAAUCCUGUCAACAGAUGUUUGUUUAUUUAAGAUAUUCUAAGUUUAAUCUGCCAUUAUUUACACACCAUAAACUGUAAUCAUAAUUCCCCUCCGUAUUUGAUGUACUUAAAAUGUUGUUUUCCCUCACUGGAGACUGUCACUUGAAUGAACUGAUGACGCAAUAUCAGAUUGAGUUUGUUUAUCCCAGUUGGAGAUGUAAACAUCAGUUUGGGGUUUAUGCGUGAUCGCUGCUGGCCUAUUAAUACCAGCAGGCUCCCCACAAUCCACCAGUGACAGAUGGCGUCUUAAAUAUGUCGGUGAUUAAUAUGGACACAAUUACAAUGUGAUCACAGCAGCAGCGAUAAUAUGAGCCCCUCAUUAACGUGCAACCGUGCCCCACCCAUCGCUCCAACAACACGCUUCUCCAGUCGAGUGUGUGCUGCCAUGGUAACAAUAUGUGUUGUCCUAGACUGACUCUGCCUUACACUUGCAUAGCAACUUUCUGUUUACAACUACAGCUGGAAGUUUCUACUCAUGCAGGAGAUUCUGUUAGAAUAUUGGUCUUUUUUUCUGCGUUACUAUGGACUGCUUUUUUUUCCUUUUUGGUAAACUUCUCUUGCUUUGAGUCAUUUGGUGGGAUCACCACUCCAGGAAUGUUUUCCAUUUGUUCAGAUAGCACUUGUAUCAUGUCAUGUCUGCUGACGUGAACAAACCCAUUACUCACAGAUUAGUAAGAGGUGGUCUGAUUUGAAAAGACUCAACGAGGAAAUAGUCAUUAAAGUUUGAAAUUUGAAACAGAUGAAGUAGAAAAAGUUUGAAGCUUCCUCACUUGAGACAAAACUUAGAUCCAUGGGUCUUGAUAGCUUAUAGGGAUACAGAUCUCGUCAUCUUCUAUACUCUUACUCAAUCUGAUUUAAUGCUGCUGGAAACAAUAGGGAACAUUUUUCACAUGUGUGACCAUGUGCUGAGGAGCAGCAGGCCUCCUUUUAAACAUGUUUUUAAUCUUGUUUUACAGAGAUUCCUUCAAUUCAAUCACUCCCCCUUGUGGCAGAACAAUUGAAUGUUAUAUCCUGUAAAGAAGUCAGAAAAACAAAAAUGUGCUCUGCAGUAAAAGUUCAGUGUGAUCUUACAAAGAAGUUAUCCACUAACGGCCCAACACUGUCUCAAAAGUGGACAUUUUCUCUGACAACAGCUUUCUCUACGCUUCAGUGUUUACAUCUAUCAUCCCUAUUUGAUCUCUACCCCCACCAACCAAUCCGGGGCAACCUUCCCUACAAACGGGGAGAAACAGUGGGAUGCUGCAUAUCUGUCAGCGAGAGGGGAGGAGAUACAGUAGAGAGGGAUGGCAGGAAUUAGGCUGCCGAGGAUUAGUGUCUGAGCUCUGAUUGACCAUUGGCUGCAGAGACCCUCUCUGCUCCGCAUGGACCUCCACUGACAACAACAGCUUCAUCCAAAACAAGAAAGAUUAUCAACCGAACAUGAUCUUUCCAGGAUGUUUUUUUUUUUGAUUGACAGACUGUAGGCUGCACCUUUUAAUUUCUUUUCUUUCCUUAUAAAGCGUAAAUAUAGUUGUUUUGUACAUUUGGGAAAAAAGUGAGCGAGCAUGGUGUUGCUUUUGGCUAAUAACUCCAGCGCUAACUUUGAUUGCUUUCCAAGAGUCUUCAAGAGGAAAGGUGAGUAAAGCAGCUCAUGCUGAUGCUGUCCAAAGCUGUGAGACUACAUACUUUAUUGUUUUAUGAGUCAAACUUGCUGCUACUGCACAGAUUGUUUGCAUUGCUAUUCAAGUAUGACCAGUAAAAACAGGAUUAACUAGCUCUCCCAACCGGUAAUAAAGUGAAAUUAUAUUGACCAGAGACCAUAAAAAUGUAAUGUUUGCCAUCCUCAGGUUUAAGAUGCUGGAGUUUUUAAGCUGGCGUAGGCAACAAAAGUGUGCUUUUAUUGGAGGAAAAUGGAAUAGUUAAUUUGCAUAACACCUCAUUGAGACUUUUCUACCCCUCUGAGUACCCGCCUGUAAUGCUGUUACAAAAGAGACAGUGGUAACAAUUUGCAGCGAUCACCGAACACAUGACCACGGAGCCUAAUUCCAGCACGGUCUUACAGCGACUGUGUGGGCAGUGGAGUACAGUAGGGGGCUAAAUGCGGAGCAGCUGUCACCAUUACAUAAAAGUGUCUUAGCAGAUUGUGAGCCACGAGAUCCCAGACUACGACCUGGGGGGAACCUCAUGCCGGCACAUGCAAAGUCACUGAAAUGCUUAUAUAGUUAUUUCAUCUUGUUUACCCCUUUUUCAUGAGAGGUGUUUAUUAGGACUUGUGUCUUAAUGAUUCAUAACAUCAGCAGGAUUUUAUCAGUCAGUUAGUGAGGCAAUUAAAGAUUGAAUUGUUGGACUAACACUGAUAAGAUAGGUCAGUAAUGAAAUCAGCGUGCCCCUAACUCAUUAUUUAAAAAUACUUAGGCUCAAGGAAAAAGCGUUAACACAGAGCAUAUGUUGGCAUCAGUAGAUUUUUAGGAGAAUAAUCCUUUAAAAAAGUAAUUGUCAGGGUCACUAGAGUUAAAUCCUGCUUGAGUAGAACUUCUCCUCUGCUAAUUCACACUCUCAUGUCUUUAACCCUUAAAUAUAUUUACUGUUUGAGCACUUUAAGCCUCUGUUAGAUACUUGAACACCUCACGCCAUCCAUAUGGCCCCCCUAUCUACUGUUAUACCAACAAAGAGCUUUGAGUUUAUCCAGGCUGAUCCCUUCUUCCCUCUCUCUACCUCCAGCUGUCCUGAAGCGGGACAACAAUGAUGACAGGUCCCCAGGAACCCCGCUGUUCCAGGAGAACGUGUUCAUCGAGGCCAGCAGACCCCAAUACUUGGAGAACCUCCACACUGAGGCCCUGGAGGGGUUAAAAAUGAUGCAGCAGGAAGGUACAAAACACACCAAUGAUACAAUCUUACAACUGAGAGCUAAUUAGAGGCCAGCAUGUUACGUAAGAGGGUGCGCACAACAAAGAAUUUUAAUUGCAAUUAUAACCUCACGAGUCAAAUGUUUCUCUCUUGACAGAAACCAAUAAUGGAGUGGCGUAUAAGGACAAUGAGAGCACCAUUGUAAGUCAAAUAUCGAACCCAGAGCUGCUGUUUUUACUGCACAUGCACAGUUUUUGCAGGUGUGUUUUGCUUCCGGAUGAUUGUAUGUGUUUGUUUUGUGUUGUUUCAGUCAAAUAUGACGGUGCACACAGAUGGGGAAGGUUUUAUGACAGACAGCACCAUUGCGGAUACCACUUCUGUUGUCUCUGUAAAAUCAUCUGUGUCCACAAGAUCAUCUCGCUCUGGACUCACCCGGCAAGGUAACUUCAACCACGUAAACACUAUUCAGAGCCCAAUGUUUAUUUAACAAGUAAAUAAAUUUUUAGUAAUUAGAAACAGAUUUGAAUUAUUUGAAAAUCAUUUAAACCAUUGAAAUAUGUGUUAUCAAAAUUUGAUAUUGAUUUAGGGUUGAAUGGAUGCUUUCAGGUUCAGAGGAUAAUUUGUUUUUUUGUGCAUAUUUUUGCCUAGAAUCAACUUUCAGGCCCUUGAACUCCGGAAAAAAGUCCAAGACGAGGAGAAAACACAGGAAGACAGUUGCGGGUAUCCCCCAGCAUGUUCAGAGAGAACUGGGUAUACAGCUCAUCUUUAAACUGUUACCUGCAUUAAAUGCAAUUUACACAGGAAACAUACUGGUGUCAGAGAUGGUUGCUGUCUUUAUUAUAGAAAAAGUUCUUAAUUAUCAGUAUGGACCAAAUCUAAUCAAUCUUCAUGUCCUCUCUCAGGCCUGGACAGAGUGGGCUGGACCCUAGCUCAGGCAGAGAAUGAGGGACAGCUUUAUAAUGGUGACACAGAUGAAAGCCCGACCACUGACGGUCUGCAGCAGGCAGUAAUCCAUCCCCUCAGCAAAGAACGGCUGGAUCAGCUCGCUGCCUCCCACGCUGCUCAGGGUGACAGUCUGGCCAUGUUGCACACCCUGGACCCCAAUCUGUCAGCAGAGCAAGGACCUCAUCCCUUGGCUGGCCACUUGAUGACCACCGCCAACAGCCUCCAGCAGGAGCUGCCCAGCCCUGUCAUUACCAUGUCCCCGCAGGCUGCCUACAUGUCUAAGAUCAUCCCCAAUGCUGUCCUACCUCCCUCUAUUGACGUGGUGGAAAUCAGCCGUGGGCGGAGUCGCAACAGUGUCCGCACUGUCAGCAAGAGCAGCCUGGUGCUGUCAAGCCCCGCCCCUUCACGUGCCUCCUCUAGAGCCUCCACAAGAACCACGUCCUCCACUAUUACAUCUGCAUCCCGUCAGAACCCUGUCAUGUCUGACAGUUCAUGUUGGAGCAACUCUGAGUCUUCAGAGACGCUAGUGUCCGACUCCUCCACCAUUUCCAGUAGCAGCACCCCCCGACAAAAGGGGUCUCAGGACGGAAACGUGUCGGCCAGAGAGGACAAAAUCAGUGUCCACUCAUCCAUCAGCAAGGCCUCAAGAGGCACCUCUAAUGGCAAGCUCAUUAGUAAAGGGAAGCAGGGUAGUAAAGAGGGGUUUGCGCGAAGCCUCUCUGUUAUGAAGUCAAAGAAGGCUCCUCCUCCUCCGAGCCGCUCCUAUUCUCUUCACAACAAGAUGAAGAGACGGUCACGGGACUUGGCAGACAUUAGGAUUGUUCCUGGAGAGGAAAGCGAUAAAUACAAACCAGGAUCCUCUCCUAUGCCAUCAAAAACUAUCGACAGUCCUGGAUACAAUGCUGACACCAGUUCUCUGGAUGAAUCAACAGGUUCUGCGUCGAUCAGUCCCAUCAGAGCUCAGCUGAAUACACUGAAAGAGGUGGAAGCUACAAAGGUGGAUGAAGGAGACUCCAAAGAUGCUACACAAGAGCAAAGCAAAAUAGUCUCCCCGUCCAGCGGUUACUCUAGCCAAGAGGGCACAUCGACUCAGUCCUUAAAACAGUCCCACAGCUCAUCUCCAAGGCACAAGAGAGGCCUCUUGGCGAAGCUACAAAGGCUUUUCCCUGGGUCGUCUUCUUCUGCCUCACCCCCACCACCCCUCACACAACCAGACCCUCCCGAAACCACAAAACCCACCCAGGACGCCACCACCGUUGAUGCUGCAAGUCCUUCUGUAAGGGCCUUGAGGGAACUCUUCAACAUCCCUCCACAUCCUAAAGUCCAUGCACCCCCAGCUCCACCCCCAGAGGUGUGGGUUCACAGCAGGCGGUCCAUUGAGUUGCUGCUGGGACCUCCAGUGCCUGAUGACAUAUAUGCUAUCAUCAAGAAGAAUCCAAAAGACAGGAGGCAACAUAGGCAGUCUCCUUCUGCAUCCACAGAGGGCUCAGUGAAAGUGGAAAGAAAGCACAAGACAGAGACGAGAAAGGUUCAAGAAAGUGUGACUUUGAAUGCAGAGGUUCACAAAGAGAACACUGACAGGCUGGCCGAGCAGAGUGUUGAUCUGAAAGUGACGGAAAAAGACGAGAAGGUUCGAGCAAGUGACAUUUUGAGCGGGCUGUUAGCGAAAGCAGUCGUGAGUCGAGAAGAACGACUCGCAGCAAGAGAAGGAGAGAUGAAUAGGAGCUCCACCCAAACCCCACCUGUCAUUUCAUUAGCAUGCGUCCCUCCAUCCCCAUCAUCCUCCACCAAAAAGACCACAGAGGUUGUGUCCCCUGAGUCGUCCUGGCCUCCACCCCCACCACCCAUUGGACAAAUUGUCAUUACCGAUGAGAUGGAUUUCCCUCUCCCACCUCCGCCCAUGUUUGGUGAGGGGCUAAUCCUUCCUGUUCAGGUACCAGCAGAGAGUUCCACUCCUAGUGGGGACCCUUCAUCCACAAGUACACCCCUGAAUAUCCCACCUCCCCCAUCAUAUACAGCCCCACCUCCGCCGGUUGGAGCAAUGACUCCUGGAACUCUCAAGAGACUCUCUCCACUGCCACCAAUACAAGAGGUUCCUACCUCGCCACCACCUGUGGAGAUUUCUCCUCCUCCUCAACCACCUGUAGUGGUUUCUCCAGCUCUGCCACCACCACCUCCCAAUGAGAUUCCUCCUCCACUACUGCCUAAAGAAGUCACCCCUCGUCCCCCACCACCUAUACAAGUUAUUCCACCUCCACCACCUAUAGAGAUUCUCCUCCCACCCAAAGAAGCUACUCCACCACCACCUAAAGAAGUUAUACCACCUCCACCACCUGUAGUGGUUUCUCCGCCACCCAAAGAAAUGACUCUUCCCCCACCAACUAAAGAAUUUAUUCCACCUCCACCACCUGUAGUGGUUUCUCCUCCACCUCCACCGCCGAUAGAGAUUUCCCUUCCGCCCAAAGAAGUAACUCCUCCACCACCACCUAAAGAAGUCAUUCUUCCCCCUCCACCUACAGAAGCAUCUCCACCACCACUUGAAGUAAUUAUUCCUCCCUCUGAACCCAACAAAGAUGUCUCCACCACACUUGUUACGGCGGUAUCUCCUCCACCUCCUCAAGAAGCUCCCCCUCCACCAGCCAUCCCACCCCCCUCCCUGCUUUCUGAAGAGGUCUCCACUCUGUCCACUGAUGAGGCUCCUCCAUCCUCUCAAGAGAGUGCUCUUGAGUCCUUAGAGGAGACACCAUCUGUUAGCACCCUCACUCCUCCACAAAGUAUCCCUCCUCCACCCCCUAUAACUGCACAACCACAGCAGGAGAAUGAGACACCGCAGGAGAUGGUCUCAUGUGAACCUGAAUCUAGUCACAGUAUUCUCGGUCCACCAGAGAGUAUCCCACCUCCACCUCCUGUGCAGCCUCAACCUGUGGAGGUACACCAGGAGACCCCUGCUCCACCCCAGUCUGAAGCCUCCACCCCGCCAGCUCCCGAAAAAGUUGAGGAGCCUGCACCCUCUGCACCAGCAACCAUUCCCUUACCUCAAUCUUUACCCAGUGUGGAGCCCCAACCAACUCCUCCAAGUACAGAAGAACAAGCUCCAGAGCAAACAUCCACCCCUGUAGUGCAGGAGGAACCCACUCCCAUUAUCACCCCCUCUCUCCUGCAGAUGGUAAAGCUGCGAUCUGUCAACAGCAGCCCUGAGCCUCCCAAAGCCCCGGAGCAACCUGAAGAGGAGGUAACCCUUAGGAAACAGGUCCCAGCUACAUCCACCAAUGGCGAAGCUCCUCAGAAGCCCAUCAGAAAGUCUCUGAUCCUGACCUCACCCCCAUCCCCCACCUCCAGUUCUCCACCGGCAGCAGUGGCUUCACAACCAGCACUGCCUAAUUCCCAGUCUCUUGUGAUUCCACCCACAUCUACAUCCCCUACUAAGAAGUCUCCUCCAGCUGCGUCUCCCUCCAUGAACCUGCAGGAAGCCAUACGCUUGAGGACAGCAGCCAGAUCCAAGGAGAACCCCCCAUCUCGCCUCAGCCUGCACUCACCGACUUCACCCCUAGACCUGCGCAAGUCUCCUUCUAGCACUGCCAGCUUCAUCUUCUCCAAGAGCAACAAGAGGGUGGUGAUCGAUACGAAACCGGUGAUGGAGAAGAAGAAUGUGGAGAGUGAAGCAGGAUCUGGUAAGAAGGGAGUCAAGGUGCCGCCACCUGUUGCAAAGAAACCCAAAGCUAAAGGCAAAGAGACAGAGACUGGUGAAGGGAUGGAGCAAACUGCAAGUCAAGAGGCCCAGCAGGAAGGACAUGGUAAGAGAGGUCAUCUGUUUUGAAUUAUGUACAUCAAUUAAUCCAUUUUUAUUUAUACUGCAUCAAAUCAUGAAGUUAUUCUGAGCAGAUCUACAGCAGACUCUCUAACAACACUUGAAAAGUACCUACAUUAUCCCACUAUGACCAAAGUCACACAUCAGCCGGCUAACAUGCUCACAUUGGCACUCUGUCCACUAUGAAGCAGUUCUGCUUUUACUGAUACUGUCUCUGUUUUCUCCAUCCUCAGAUGGUGCAGACAAACCCAAUGGAACAGCAGGUACUGUUGAAUAAGGAGGAACACCAUCCAAAUGUUGAAAAGACUUAAAGGAGACCGAGGAGAGACUCUGAUGACACUGAAUUAGCUGCAAAUUGGUGUGAGCAACUACAGAUGGAUCUGGAUUUAUGACAUGUUUGGUUUAAAUGUGGAAAAGUUGUGGAAGUCCUUGGAUUUUGAUGUUCACGGUGUGGGUAUUAUCUUUCUCAAACACUCAUUUUGUAUUUCAGAGUAAAUACAGAGAUUUUUUUUUUUUGCCUGAGGGUCUGCUGAGCUUUAACGUUGCAAGAGAUGGGACUACAGCGCCCUCUUGUGUCCAACAAUGAUUACUCUUCUGUCCUGCUGAAUCAGAGCUUUUAGCCAGUACUCUAAUAAUGGGACUUCUGGGGCGCUCAUGUAAAUAUAUCAAAAGUUUGUACAUUUAAUAUUUCUGAUAACAGUGGAUCUGUGCUGCAGUCCUAUUCUGUAUUUUUGUUUUCCAAAAGAGCUUCCACACAUGAAAAAUAUUAAUUAUCUUAAGUUAUUUCCUGUUUCUCGUUCAGAGGAGGGUCUGUACUGACGUCUUUUUUUUAUGUCUUAAAUCAUUCAAAGAAAAUUGAAAUGUAUUGCUCUUAAUCUUAAAUGUGUUAAAUAUCCCACUUAAUUUUUCACGAUUAAACAAUGUGCAUGACUUUUAGUUUUACAAAAGACGAGAUAUGCAAAUGCAUCACUAGAAUUGUAUUUUGAUGCACAUUUUCUGCUGCUUUUAGUUCCUGAUGACAGAGGUGAUGCCUUUCUUUACAGUCACAGCUCAAACAGUGGGAUGUUCCUGUUUUGAACUUUAAUAUAUAUAUGAAGCUGGAUUCAGAAACUAAUGUCCAAAAUGAUUAUUCAUAAUGGAAAGAAUAAAGAUUUAUUCAAGGAUUGUCUCAGAUGAGUGUCUUUUUUUUUCCUAUUAAAAUUACUUAUUUUUAAUCACUUAAUCAUAAAGCCAUCAUUGGUUUGAUAUCUACCAGUGUGAUCCCUGUUUAGUUUGGUAAUUAAGAGGCAUUUGGACCUGACUUUCUUAAUGUCUGUAAAGCUGAGGUCUGUCAAUAAUAUAAAUAUCUUCAAGCUAACUGCUCCUCUUGUGGUUGAAACUUUUUGAUCUAUUUUAAUUCACUGUUUUGUUCAAGCUUCCUUGAAUCAGAUUUUUUUUCUGACAGUUGAAUUAAACUUUUGUCUUCUCAUCGAAGUUUGUAUGAUCAGACUCAAUGAGCAUUCCUUUGUUUUCCAUGGUUUUAAUUGUCAGAGAUACAGUUAAAUGUUCAUUUUACCAAAACAAAUUAUCCAUAUUGUAUGUUUUAAAAAUGACUGAAGAGACCAUCUUUUGCAUUUUCAUGUUUUUAUUGAAAUGAGACCUCUUUUUCGGAGAGUUAUGAAUGGAGAUUCGUUUAACUAAUGCUACCUCCAUGAGAAAUACCAGAUCUGCUCCUUAUCAUCAUCAUCUCUUUUCCACUCCACCUCUGCAGCUAUCGUUCCUAUAUCUUCUUCAUCGCCACCUGACUGCUUACUGUUGUCAUCCUCAUUCUCAGAGACAGGCGGCUGCUGUAACUCCGUCUGCAGGUUUGCCUGUAAUGGUAACAUUUUCUCCAACUCCACCUGUUGACGUAACACCUCAGCUUCCUUCUGUCCGUCAGAGAUCCCAUCUUCUCUUUCUUCCUCUUCCUCCCUCUCUGAAACCACCUCUCCUUCCAAAUGCCCAGAUCCUUCAUCCUCAAACAGGUUUGCAUCACUUACUUCAGGCUCCUCCUUCCUCUCCACUAAGACGUUCUCCCUAAAACCUGACUCAUCUAAAUCAGAUUCAGCAGUUUCCUCUGAGAUAACUUCACUAUCCUCCUCUUCUUCUUCAUAUAAGUAUACAUGACCAUCCUCAUCAUAGUUCACUACAUCCACUUUUUCCAGCAGAUCUUCAUAACUGUGCAGCUCAUCAAUGUAAUGACUGAUAAUGGCCAGGCCGUCUCUGCUCCU
Molecule: messenger RNA, 28778 nt
Organism: Xyrichtys novacula (pearly razorfish)
Lineage: Eukaryota; Metazoa; Chordata; Actinopteri; Labriformes; Labridae
Source: the annotation of a GenBank genome assembly